Wallemia ichthyophaga EXF-994 is the source of this 3855-nucleotide messenger RNA. RefSeq names its product Dynactin, kDa isoform. Lineage: Eukaryota; Fungi; Basidiomycota; Wallemiomycetes; Wallemiales; Wallemiaceae. The record is from RefSeq and is a predicted model, not a curated record. The transcript has 4 exons. The coding region runs from base 1 to 3855 and encodes 1284 amino acids.
AUGAUGCUACAAGAGCCAGGUGCUCGCGUAAGUACGUCUGCGGGAAUCGGAAUAAUUAGAUUCUCUGGUAAUACAGAAUUUGCGCCUGGAGUUUGGGUUGGCGUCGAGUUAGACACUCAAACGGGUAAGAACGAUGGUAGCGUGGCUGGAAAGUACUAUUUUCAAUGUAAACCUGGAUUUGGGCUUUUCGUGAGACCCGCACAGCUUAAAGACGCGCCAAUAAAACGCUCUGUACCAUCAUCAACACCUUCAAGUAGGCAGUCAAGCUCAACCACUCGUCCCAGCCUUAGUAGCAGACCUUCAUCUAACGCUUCUUCUAUAGCUUCAACGCCUGUUACCACUAGAACGCCUUCAAUUAAGCCACCUAGAUCAGCACCACGGCGAUCUUCAAUAAUUCAAACUCCCAGACCAACCUCCAACGGCAAUGUCUCUACCAAUUCACGUAGAUCGUCAAUCGUUAAUCAGCGUAUUGGUUCACAACGUACUCCUUCUGUAUCCACCAAGCCACAACUCGCUGAACGUCCACAACGCGCAGAAUCUUCACGAUCACAAUCGCAAUCUUCAUUCGACUUUGAAGAGGAGGAAUCCCCUUCACAUUCGAGUGUCCCCUUACCUCAGGAUUUGUCCGAAGAAAGUGAAUCACUCGACUCCAAACCAGCAUCACGAUUACCGCUUACUAGAUCACCUUCCACACCCGUUUCAGUUCCACUGAAUCAUACAAUUCAUCUUAACCAAAAUAAUCCUGUGUCUCCCUCACCUACUACUCGCACGCUCGAGAAGACAGUAUCUAAGAGGGAUUAUGAGGAGUGUAAAGCCAAACUCAGAGUGACUGAGCAAUACAGGGAAAAAGAGCUUAUUAAGCUUAGAGAAUUAGAGUCACAGAUGGACCAGGUCGAGCAAUUCAACAUGAUGAAGCCAAAGCUACAGGCAAAGAUAGCUGAAAUGCAAACUGAAAUUAAAGAUCUUAGAGUCAAUGGUAAGGAUUUACAGUCACAGAAUGAAAAGCUCGAACAACAGCAUCAAGAGGUCAGUGACUUGUUAGAAAUUGCGACUCUCGAUAAGGAGCUUGCCGAGGAAAAGACGGAGCAUGCCGUGACUGAGCUUGAGAAUGUACAAGAGAGGGAAGUAGAUUUGGAAACUGAAGUGGAAAAUCUCAAGUUUAAGCUUGAAGAAGAACAGGAAAAUCAAUUCCCUGCUUCCAAAACGCAGAACGGAGAAAUUUCACCAUUAGUAAAUAAGCAACUCGAGAAACAAAACGAUAGAUUGAAGAUGGCUUUGAUACGGCUAAGAGACGUUACAAACGAAAAUGAAACCCUUCAAAAGCAGAAAAUAAACGAGUUGCAGUUUGAAAUUAGAGACUUGAAAGAAAUGCAAGGUACGCGUCACACUGUCUUAACUUAUGAAGCUUAUAUUUGCUCAGAUAAUUAUCAAGAUAUACGAAGCAAGUUGCAGGAUUCUGAACUUUAUAUCGAUGAUUUGAAACAACAGCUAGAUGAUAGCUUGGCAUCAGCAGACGUGGUUGAGCAUUUGACCGAUAGCAACCUUUCUUUGAAUGAACAAGUCGAGUCGAUGAGAACCACAAUCGAAGAACUUGAGGCAUUGAAAGAACUAAGUGAUGAAUUGGAAGAGAGUCACAACGACACUGAAAAGCAAAUGCAAGAGCUUUUGGACUACAAAGACUUACAAUUACUUGCCAGCUUGAAACGUAUCAGUGGACUACUUGAAACCACAGCAGAUUACGAAAACACUAUAUUGCAAUUCCGCGAACACAUGCAGCUACUUCAAAGUGACCUGGACGAAAUGCGUCAAACACAACUUCAACAAGCCACAGAGUCGGAAGCAUUGACGUCUCAAUCUCAAGCGAUGCUGUCUCUCAAUCAGAAAUUACAGACAACAGCGCACAAAUCCCAAGCCAAAGCUAUAGAUCUUGAUCUAAAGAAAUUAGACGCAGCGCAAGCAAGUGAACACUUGAAAAUCGUACAAAACUACCUCCCGACAACCUUCUUUGAAUCUGGUGAUGCGGAUUCAGCCAACUGCUUAUUAUUUUUCCAGAGAUGCGCAUUCAAAAGCGAUAUCAUCAAUCAAGUCAUUGCUCAAAUGCACGGCUUACCUAAUAGUCUAUACGACUCUGUCCCAGAGAUUCUAGUUGGAGUCUGUGAACUGAGGUCUAAGCUGACGCACUUUGCUGCUAUUAAUAGAAGAUUUGCGGCAAUGGUUAGGAGAUGUUCUGUCGAUAUGUACUUGCGCAUGGGGAAGAUUGCAAAUGAAAUCAAGGGAUCUGAGAAAAAGAUUGAUCAUUGGAUAGAGUUACUGCGUCGAGAAGAGUUCAGGGAGUUUGAGUGUACGAAGGAUAUUAUUAUGCUGCUCGGUCAAUUCGAGCACCUGGUCGAGCUCUACUUAGGCGAAACAAAGCUUGACCUUGACGAGAAGGAGCUAGACUUUGUACUAGCUAUUGACUGCGACUUGGACAGUACUGCUGCUGCCAUAGGUUUGUCUAAGCAGAUGAUGAUUGGUAUCAACAACGAUCAAAGUGUCGAUAAGGAAAUCGGCCAUUACGAAUUUGGUAGAGAUUUCUUCGAACCUGUGCAAAACGUGCUUAACACUAUCAAGUCGAUAAAAUACACCUCAAGAAAAUUCGCCUCUCGAGUAGAAAACUGUAUCAGAGAAUCAUCAGCAAUAGAGCCAAAGGUCAGUAAUCAACUGUCAGUCUUAUCAGAUCAAACAGUCAAGUUGAACAACUUUGCUGUGUCGUUUGCUCAAGAUUUAAGUAUUUACAUGAACAACGCCAAAGAAACAAAUGAGCCAUUCGAGUUUUCUAAAAUGUUGGCCUUUGUGAAUGAUGCAUCACAAGCACUUGGUCGAAAAGAAUCUCACUGUGGAGGUGGAUGGACUAAAGUGAAUGACUUUGUCGACGCAUUUGCUGAGACCAUCAAUGAUGUGCUACAGGCAUCACUCGAACCUGAUUCAGUUGUUAAGCUCAUCAGCGAAGAACCAUGGCUCGUUAGGAUUGAAGAGUUCAAGUCGAUCACCGCGCACAACGUUGAGGCUGAGCGGGCCGUCAACAAACUCGCCAAUGAUGUUAAGGAACUGGUCAGAGAGAUUAGGAAUAAAGAUCAAACAUUACAAGAAUCCUCUGUAAAGAUUGAAGUUAUGUCCAAGAAGCUUGACACUGUCAAAAAGCAAACUGAAGUUCUCGAAAGUAUGGAAGAUGAAGUUUCGCGUCUUAAAAAGCAAGAAAAGACCUUGAGUGACGCUCUUGACGUUUUGCAGACGGAUCUCAACAACGUUGAACAGGAGAACGAUAAAUUGAAACAGUCAGCUGCAAAGACAGAUCAAGCACCCGGUCACAAUGCACAAAUAAGUAGCGCUGCACUAGACGGACUUGGUGGAAAUGAAGGUAGCUUAGAAAAGUCAGGAUUGAUCGAGAGAAUUGAUAGUCUUAUGUCUGUUGUCAAGUAUCUCAGAUCAGAGAAUGCUUAUCUGAAAUCGAAAGACAAUUUAAUUGCUUUGAAGAGCCUCGAACCUUUACCUACGAUGAGAUCUGCAACACCAUCUCUUGUCACUGACGAUGAAAGUGAUAGCGAUAGUGGAUCAGAAAGGUCAUCAACAUUAUCGCCACCAACUCCCACACCAAAUGGGCUUAAUAAUCAAGGAAGAUCAAUUACUUAUCAAUUGGUUGAUCAUUUGGCCAGUAAGAGAGUUGUAGACCUAACGCGUCUCAAACCUGGUCAGACGUGGCAGAAAUCUGAAUCUAAGCCUGAAUAUCAGCUCAGUAAAUCGCAUCACGAAUCAAAAAGACUGAUCAAAAAGGCAGAAACAUUCCUUAGGGACACUCAAUCCUAUAGAUAUCAUUAA